AAGCGAAACAGCGGAGAAACGUCAAAAACUCCAAAACAGACCGAUCCACGUUUGUUUCCUUCUUUGCGGCUACGCAAGUUUCGCGAAUAUACCGAACGCGUAAAAGUUUUGCUUUUUCGAGUGAUUUUUCUGGUGAAAACUAGCAUUUUUAUCAGCCAAUCAUGCCUCCCAAGAAGAUCCUGGAACCGGAAGUGAAACCCCUGAUUGGCCGUAUCGGUACCAAUCUGCGCAUCGGUAUUGUGGGUGUGCCAAAUGUGGGAAAGUCAACCUUUUUCAACGUAUUGACCAAGAGUGCGGCCCCGGCGGAAAACUUCCCCUUCUGCACGAUUGACCCCAACGAGAACAGGGUUCCGGUGCCCGAUGCCAGGUUUGAUUACCUGUGCGAGUACCACAAACCGGCAAGCAAAGUGCCUGCCUAUCUGAACGUGGUGGACAUUGCCGGUUUGGUCAAGGGUGCCGCCGAAGGACAGGGUCUGGGCAAUGCAUUCCUCUCACACAUCAACGCGUGCGAUGCCAUCUUCCAUCUGUGCCGUGCAUUCGACGAUCCGGAUGUGACGCACGUCGAAGGUGAGGUAGACCCAGUUCGCGAUCUGGCCAUCAUUGCCGAGGAGCUCCGUUUAAAGGAUGAAGAAAAGCUGAAUAUCAGCUUGGACAAGGUUGAGAAGCUGGUCACUCGUGGCGGAGACAAGAAAAUCAAGCCCGAAUAUGAAACGCUUCUCAAGGUCAAGGAAGUGUUGGUGGACGAAAAGAAGCAUCUGCGGUUCGCCGACUGGAGCGCACAUGACAUCGAAGUCCUGAAUAAAUAUCUGUUCCUGACGUCCAAGCCGUGCAUCUAUCUGGCCAAUCUCUCCGAGAAGGACUUCAUCCGCAAGAAGAACAAGUGGCUGCCGAAGGUUAAGGAAUGGAUCGACAAGCACGAUCCCGGAGCGUCGCUCAUUCCCUUCUCGGGCCUGUUCGAGCAUAAACUGGCAGAAAUGGAAUCGGACACCGAGCGUAAGGCCUACGAAGAAGAAACCAAGUGCACCAGCAUGUUGGACCGGAUCAUUACCACCGGGUACAAGGCUCUGCAGUUGGAGUACUUCUUCACCGCUGGUCCGGAUGAGGUCAAGGCCUGGACAAUCCAGAAGGGCACCAAAGCCCCACAGGCGGCCGGUCGCAUCCAUACCGAUUUCGAGAAGGGCUUCAUCAUGGCCGAAGUCAUGCACUACAAGGACUUCAAGGAGGAAGGUAGCGAAGCGGCCGCCAAGUCCGCCGGCAAGUAUCGACAGCAGGGCCGGAACUACGUUGUCGAGGAUGGUGACAUCAUCUUCUUCAAGUUUAACGCUGGCGCGGGUCUGAAGGAUCCCAAGAAAAAGUGAUACGAUAAAAUAGCCACGGUGAUUGCUAUUCUGCUCUACUUGAAUAUGAUAUUCUACUCGCAAAUGUUUCUACCCCAGUCGCAUUAGAGAAGAGGUGUGUGUGACGAGUUGAAGCUAUGCGAGAAGAUCAUCUUAUGUUAUUUUUUUGAAAAAGCAGUCCAGGAAGCGAUCGUUACAUUCAAUAUAUGCACUUCUGCCAUGCAUACACACAUCAGAUAAAAAACAUCUUUGCUGGUAGGACAAUAUUGUGAAGUGUUUAAAAAAUAAGAUAAAUAAUAAAUUAUUCGUUCGUGUAUCUGCUUAUACUGAUC
Molecule: messenger RNA, 1669 nt
Organism: Aedes aegypti (yellow fever mosquito)
Lineage: Eukaryota; Metazoa; Arthropoda; Insecta; Diptera; Culicidae
Product: obg-like ATPase 1
Exons: 6
Coding region: 162-1358 (398 amino acids)
Cellular component (GO): cytoplasm
Molecular function (GO): GTP binding; ATP hydrolysis activity; ATP binding
Source: RefSeq, a predicted model, not a curated record